AUUUUGAAUGUAGAACUUGAGAGAAGCUUAAAAGAAACAAAAAACAGUCUACGAAUCUGAGGAGAUGAAUAUUCAUACCUAGAAAGUAACAAUCAUGUCAAAACCAUUCGUGAGUUUGGCAAAGAACCUAACCAGAAAUAAUUACUAGCUUUUGGACUUUGGCUGUGCCGUGUAAGAACAAAGCUCCCCCAACUUUUGACUCUCAGUAUAUGUUAACUACAUCACAUGACAUCUUCAUUCCACAAUCACCUAUCCACUCUUCUCCGGUUGUCUUUCUGAACUUUGCCAGGCGAAUCGACCUCACCGGAGUAACGAUGGGAGCAUUCGAAAUGUCCCGACUUCCGCUCCCUGUUUUCAUCUUCUACUUCAUCUCCAUACCAUUCUAUGUAAGUUCACAAACUGUCAGCACUGACCAUGCCAUCUUGCUUAAGCUCAAAGAACAAUGGGGGAAUCCGCCAUCUCUCUGGUUAUGGAAUUCCUCGUCCUCGCCCUGUGAUUGGCCUGAGAUCGUCUGUAGAGAAGGCGUGGUCACUGGAAUCUCUCUCGGAUGGAAAAAUAUCACUGGAGGAAUCCCGGCUUCCAUCUGUAACCUGAAAAACCUCACUGCUCUUGACCUUUCAUGGAACUACAUCCCUGGUGAGUUCCCGGAAGUUCUAUACAACUGCUCCAAUCUCAAAUAUCUUGAUCUUUCAGGGAACUAUUUUGUGGGUCCAAUACCCCAAGGCAUAGACCGAAUUCAAACUCUGCAGUACAUGGACCUUGGCGCCAACAACUUCUCAGGCGAUAUUCCAGCAACAAUAGGCCGGUUGUCAGAUUUGAGAACUUUGAACAUUUGCAGAACUCAGUUAAAUGGCACAUUGCCAGUAGAAAUUGGCAACUUGUCCAAUCUUGAAACUUUGAAAAUGGCGUACAACACUUUGCUGGUCCCAUCGCCAAUACCACAAGAUUUCGGGAAACUGAAGAAGUUGAAGUACCUGUGGUUGACAAAAUCGAAUUUGAUCAGCGAAAUUCCAGAAAGCAUACUGGAUAUUUUGAGCCUUGAGCACUUGGAUUUAUCCUGCAACAACUUGGUUGGCUCUAUUCCUGCUGCGCUGUUCUCUUUGCAGAAUUUAAGCAAUUUAUAUCUCUACCAAAAUCAUUUAUCCGGCGAGAUACCCAGAUCAAUCCGAGCAUCAAAUUUACUUCAUGUUGACCUCUCCACAAACAAUUUAACUGGCACAAUCCCGGAAGAUUUUGGGAAGUUGAAAAGGCUGGAGGUCCUUAAUUUGUUUGAGAAUCAUUUGUCUGGUGAGAUUCCAGGGAGUUUAGGCCUAAUUCCUACGCUGAAAGAUCUUCGUGUUUUCAAUAACAACUUAACUGGAGGCUUGCCACAAGAAUUGGGUCUGCAUUCAAAUCUGAAAGCUCUCGAGGUCUCAAAUAAUACACUAAGUGGGCAGUUACCUGAACAUCUCUGUAAAAAUGGUGUCUUACAGGGAGUGGUUGCUUUUUCCAACCAUCUUAGCGGCGAAUUGCCGAAAGGGCUUGGAAGUUGCAGGACCCUACGCAUAGUCCAGCUUUCUAAUAACAAUUUUUCUGGCGAAAUACCUCUAGGUCUCUGGACUACUUUCAAUCUAUCAAUCGUAAUAUUAGAUGGAAACUCUUUCACAGGCAAGCUACCAGAUAGCUUAUCUUGGAAUCUCACAAGACUGCAGAUAAAUAACAACAAAUUUUGGGGUCAAAUUCCUGAUAACGUUUCUUCAUGGCGAAACUUGGUUGUGUUUGAAGCAGGCAACAAUCUGCUUUCUGGUAAAAUUCCAGAGGAAUUGACAAACCUUCCUCAUCUUACCACACUCGUGUUGAAUGGAAAUCAACUCUCCGGCCGACUUCCAUCGACAAUUGUUUCAUGGGAAUCAUUAAAUACCCUAAAUCUUUCAAGAAAUGAACUUUCAGGCCAUAUUCCAGCAGCAAUUGGUUCCCUUCCUAGCCUAAUUUACCUGGAUUUAUCAGCUAAUAACUUCUCAGGUGAAAUCCCACCUGAAAUUGGCCACUUAAAACUGGCUUCCCUCAACUUGUCUUCCAAUCAGCUUUCAGGGAGAAUCCCAGAUGAGUACGAGAAUCUAGCAUACGGAAGGAGCUUCUUGAACAACACCAACUUAUGUACCACCACCGAUGUACUUAACCUCCCCACCUGUUACUCCAGACAAAGAGAUUCAAAAGGACAGUCCUAUAAAUAUCUUCCUCUCAUUCUAGCUCUCAUUGUCACCAUGCUCGUAAUUGCUUUACUAUGGAUCUUCUUCCUAUAUAGAGGUUAUUACAGAAAGGAUGAGAGAUGCCACCCUGACACAUGGAAGCUUACUUCAUUCCAGAGACUGGACUUCACAGAAGCGAAUAUCUUAUCAAAUUUGACAGAAACUAAUCUGAUAGGAAGUGGUGGAUCCGGCAAAGUGUACUGCAUAGAUAUCAACUGUGCUGGUUAUUAUGUUGCUGUCAAAAGGAUUUGGAGUAACAGGAAGUUAGAUCAAAAGCUUGAGAAAGAAUUUCAAGCAGAAGUUCAAAUACUAGGCUCAAUUCGGCAUUCAAACAUAGUGAAGUUGUUAUGCUGCGUCUGGAAUGAGAACUCAAAGCUCUUAGUCUACGAAUACAUGCAAAAUCAGAGCCUAGAUAAGUGGCUUCAUAAAAGGAAGAGAAGGUUGAGGGCGGCUGCAAUGGACUUUGUUGAUCAAUUUGUCUUAGACUGGCCGAGGAGGCUGCAGAUUGCCAUUGGAGCUGCACAAGGCCUCAGUUAUAUGCACCAUGAUUGCUCUCCACCAAUCAUUCAUCGAGAUGUGAAAUCAAGUAACAUCUUACUAGACCGUGAGUUCCAGGCAAGGAUAGCAGAUUUUGGACUGGCCAAGAUGUUGGCCAGGCAGGGAGAGCCCCACACUCUGUCCGGAAUAGCAGGAUCUUUCGGUUACAUAGCACCAGAGUAUGCCUAUAGAACGAAAGUCAAUGAGAAGAUUGAUGUCUAUAGCUUUGGGGUUGUACUCCUGGAACUCACUACAGGAAGAGAACCUAACUGUGGAGAUGAGCACACAAGCCUAGCAGAGUGGGCAUGGCAGCAAUAUAAUGAAAGAAAGCCUAUUAUCGAUGCUUUCGACGAGGAAAUCACAAGCCCAUGUUAUUUGGAAGAGAUGACUACUCUAUUCAAACUUGGUCUAAUUUGUACGAGCACAUUACCUGAAAUACGACCUUCUAUGAAGGAGGUUCUGCACGUUCUACGCCAAUGCAGCCCUUCAGAAGAUUGUGAUGGGAGAAAGAUUGCAGGUGAGCUCAAUGCUGUUCCCGUCCUUGGCACUCCUAUAUGACCUCAACAAGAUCCUUUCUAUCUAUGGAAAAUCAGUGCUAGCAAACAUUCGAAUUUGUAGCCAUUUGUAUACUCCACCAGAAGAUAUGGGGUCAUAAAAUAGCUGCCAAUCCUACCCCCUUCUUCUACACCCUUCGUUGAUGUUAUGGGAUAAAGAAUUUUCUUUUCUUUUUUAAUCAAGAUAUUAUAGGAUACAGAAUUAGGAAAGAGAAAUUUUAAUGAAGGGAAGAAAAGAGUCUUGCAGUACUGGAAUUAUCAAUUGCAUCUUUCUCAAGUAACUUGCAGGUUAAUGAAUUAGACUUCAGAGCAAUCUGUAUCAUGUAAAGGAAAGACAGGAAGAAAUCUCAUAAACUACAAAGAGUUUCAUAAAGAACACUACACCGCAGAUGUGAGAUGUACAGACACCAGUAAAUUUACAUACCCAAAACAUUUUUGAGACGCCUAACUAGAGUACAAGCAACCCCCCUCCUUUCUCUCUCUCUUCGCCUCCCCCCACCCCACCCUCAGAGGAAAAAAAAAAUGGAAAAGGAAGAAAAUAACUUUCUCCGCACAAUUUGCAAUUAAAAACUCCGAAUGGUUAAACUGUAAGAUUGAUCUCAAAA
This is a messenger RNA of Momordica charantia (bitter melon), 3924 nucleotides long. RefSeq names its product kinase family with leucine-rich repeat domain-containing protein. Lineage: Eukaryota; Viridiplantae; Streptophyta; Magnoliopsida; Cucurbitales; Cucurbitaceae. Gene Ontology annotation, biological process: protein phosphorylation. Gene Ontology annotation, molecular function: ATP binding; protein kinase activity; protein binding. The record is from RefSeq and is a predicted model, not a curated record.